Messenger RNA from Hypomesus transpacificus, 1011 nucleotides. RefSeq names its product family with sequence similarity 163 member Ab (gene fam163ab). The record is from RefSeq and is a predicted model, not a curated record. The transcript has 4 exons. Bases 75 to 557 code for a protein of 160 amino acids. Lineage: Eukaryota; Metazoa; Chordata; Actinopteri; Osmeriformes; Osmeridae.
CACACCUGUCCUCCAACACUCUUCUGAUGUGUUAAAGCACACUUUAUUGAACAGUUUGAUGGAGAGCUGGUCGGAUGACAGCUGGAACUGUUGUCAUAACCGGAGGAAUUCUCGCCACGGUGAUACUCCUGUGUAUCAUAGCAGUGCUCUGUUACUGUAGACUCCAGUACUACUGCUGUAAGAAGAAUGGGUCUGACACCGGCUCCAUCUCUCAGCCCCGCUUUGCCUGUAACGCCUGCAGCGCUCCCAGGCUGGAGGGGGCGGCCAUCACCCCCCUCUCUCUCACACCAGAGCCCCCUCCGCCGGCCUCCGCCGUCCAGACCCCCCGCGGCUACUGCCCCACGUGCUCGCCCUACGAGUCGCCCUUCUACAUCCGCACCACCGACGAGAUGCGCAACGGGGGCGAACGCAUCACCUACAUGCCCACGCACUAUGAGAACCAGGCCCUGGCACUGGCCUUGCCUCCUCUCCCCGGGUCCCUGUUAAGUGCUGGUCAGUCACUGCAGCCGGUGCCGGACUUCUAUACGAACACCCGCGCCAUCAGCACUGAAGUGUGACCUUGGAGAUGAGUUUAGACUGCGCUCAUCUCUCCUGAGUGUUGCUGUCUCCCCUGGAUGCACUCUGAGGACAUGUCUCCUGAGUGGUCUUGGGAGAAUCAGCUGGUUCGGGCUUCCUGCUUGAUGCCAGUCCAGUCCCUAAAAAAAUUGUCAACCAGCUUCCACUUAUAUUUGAGGAAAUUGAAAUAGUAUUUUUGUCUUCUAUUCAGAAGUAGGUGAUACUUUAGCUAUAAUUUUUGAUGUAUUUCCAAACCCAUUGAGGCUCCUGCAGCACGGAGAGAAAGGGCAUUUACAUUAAGAGUCUGCAUUUUGCGUUUAAAGGACGAGACCCAUCCACUGUCUGUGAAGGUAUAAUGUGGGUUCAGUAACCAAUUGAGGGCUACCAACCAUCACCAACAGCUACUCUUGUUAUGUCCUGUAUCUGCCAAAAGUGAAAAUAAGAAGAAAAAAUCAU